This is a messenger RNA of Macadamia integrifolia, 1366 nucleotides long. RefSeq names its product glucan endo-1,3-beta-glucosidase-like. Gene Ontology annotation, cellular component: plasma membrane. The record is from RefSeq and is a predicted model, not a curated record. The transcript is spliced from 2 exons. Bases 133 to 1215 code for a protein of 360 amino acids. Gene Ontology annotation, biological process: carbohydrate metabolic process. Lineage: Eukaryota; Viridiplantae; Streptophyta; Magnoliopsida; Proteales; Proteaceae. Gene Ontology annotation, molecular function: hydrolase activity, hydrolyzing O-glycosyl compounds.
GCAACCGGAAACGCUUAUCUUUGCUCCAUCUCUCCCUGUAUAAGGUUCACUAUUGUUGAGAUUCAUCCGUAGAGUUCGAGUUUUUCUUCCUCUUCUUCAUACGCAGGAAGGAAGAACAGUCCUCGUAUAGAUAUGGAUCCACUGCUACUUUUUGUUGGGCUGCUACUGGCCUGCCUAAACAGAACAGGGGCACAAUCAGGUGUUUGUUGUGGAAUGUCUGGUGACAAUUUACCAACUCCACAAGAAGUUGUGGAUCUCUACAAAUCACAAAACAUCUCAAGGAUGAGACUCUUUGGUCCAAACCAAGCAAUUCUCCAGGCCCUCCAAGACACCGACAUUGAACUCGUCUUGGAUAUUUUAGAAUAUGACCUAGAAGGCAUUGCAAGUAACGAUAUGUCCAUUGUAAUUGAUUGGGUCAAUACCAAUAUAAUAGCCUACUACCCUAGUGUUAGAUUCCGAUAUAUUGUUGUUGGAAAUGAAGUAAAUCCCCUUUCUAAUAGCAAUGCCCAGUUUGUUCUCCCUGCAAUGCAAAAUAUUUAUUACACACUUGCAUCACAAGGCCUAGAGAAACAAAUCAAAGUGUCCACAAUUGUUAGUGCCCAAAUCCUUGGAACCACCAACCCUCCCUCUAAUGGUUCAUUCAGGGACGAUGCAAGAUCCUAUAUAAACCCUAUUAUUGACUUCCUUGUACAAAAAGGGUCACCACUACUUGCAAAUGUAUAUCCUUACUUCAGUUACAGUGCAGACCAAGAAGGCAUCAGUCUUUCCUAUGCUUUGUUUAAAUCUCAGUCAGUUGUGGUACAAGAUGGUAAGCAUGGAUAUCGAAACCUUUUCGAUUCCAUGGUGGAUGCUUUGUAUUCAGCUCUUGAGAAGCUCGGAGCAUCCACGGUCGAGAUCGUUGUAUCGGAGAGUGGUUGGCCAACCCAAGGAGGCAGUGGAGCAUCAACAGAAAAUUCAGGGACUUACAAUUCAAAUCUGAUUCAACAUGUGAAGGGUGGCACUCCGAAAAGGCCUGGAAAAGCCAUAGAGACUUAUGUAUUUAACAUAUUUGAUGAGAACAGCUAUAACCAUUUUUGGGGUCUAUAUCUUCCUAAUAAACAACCCAAAUAUGCAUUUAAUUUCAGUUCGGCUCCUACAAUUAGGACCCCAACCGAAUCACAGAAGCCAUAUUGCCACGGCUACUAUAUCACUGUGCAUCAACCUUAUCCUCUUUAACAUCUAAUUAUUGGUGUUGUAAUUUCAUAGAUAGUAGUUACUCAAGAAAGUAAGAAAGAUGAGGACACUCUGAUAUCAUUUUGUUCCUUUUAUCUGUUAUCUUGAGACCUCUUAUUUUUAUGUUAAUGAAUUGUGGAUAGAUUAGUUACAA